Messenger RNA from Malaya genurostris, 1802 nucleotides. It is a transcript of the gene Usp39, whose product is annotated as U4/U6.U5 tri-snRNP-associated protein 2. Bases 108 to 1640 code for a protein of 510 amino acids. The record is from RefSeq and is a predicted model, not a curated record. The transcript is spliced from 3 exons. Gene Ontology annotation, biological process: protein deubiquitination; spliceosomal complex assembly; mRNA processing. Lineage: Eukaryota; Metazoa; Arthropoda; Insecta; Diptera; Culicidae. Gene Ontology annotation, molecular function: zinc ion binding; cysteine-type deubiquitinase activity.
AUUUUCAUUCGCUUGUUUCAUACGUCCGGUGUUUUUCGCUUAUUAUCAACAUAUUAUUAUAAGUUUUAAAUAAGUUCGAUAACAAAAUUUAUUAGUUGAUCGUUAAAAUGUCUGACCCGAGAAAAAGAAAAUCACAUGAUAAUUUACAAUUGGACAAAAGAGCGAAAUUAAAGUAUCUCGAUUCGGAAGACGAUGACGAUGCGGAAAUCAAGCCGAAGGUGGCACUCCCGGAUAUAUCAGUGCUGAAACGAUCCAAACAGUGUCCCUAUUUGGAUACAAUCAAUCGACAUCUAUUGGAUUUCGAUUUUGAGAAGCUCUGUUCGGUUUCGUUAACACGGAUCAAUGUUUACGCCUGUUUAGUUUGUGGUAAAUACUUCCAGGGAAGGGGAACAAAUACCCAUGCCUAUACGCAUUCCGUGGCCGAGUCGCAUCAUGUGUUCUUAAAUUUGUCAACGUUGAAAUUUUAUUGUCUGCCAGAUAAUUACGAGAUUAUCGAUUCAUCUUUGGACGAUAUCAAGCAUGUUUUGACUCCUGUUUUUACGGCAAAGGAUAUAAGAAGCUUGGACAAGGAAGAUCAGAAAAUGUCGCGAACAGUAGAUGGAACACUUUAUUCGCCAGGAAUUGUGGGGAUGAAUAAUAUCAAAGCGAAUGAUUACUGUAAUGUAAUACUGCAGUCGUUGUCUCAUGUAAAACCGAUUCGUGACUUCUUUUUGAUCGAGAAAAACUAUGCCAACAUCAAGCGACCACCUGGCGAUACAGCAUUUACUCUGGUACAACGAUUCGGCGAACUGCUGAGAAAGUUGUGGAAUCCUCGAAACUUCAAAUCUCACGUAUCACCACACGAAAUGCUCCAAGCAGUUGUUUUAUGGAGCAGUAAAAAAUUUCAGAUCACCGAACAAGGUGAUCCGAUUGAGUUUCUGUCCUGGUUUUUGCACAGUUUGCAUAAACAUUUGCGAGGUAACAAACAGCCAAAUUCGUCGGUUAUCAAUCGAACUUUUCUCGGUGAAAUGAAAAUUUAUACUCGAAAGCUUCCUCCGACAGAGCUGGAUGAUGUUCAGAAGCAAUUGCUGUUGGCGACAGACGAAUACCAAGAAAAGGAAGAAACAUCAACCUUUUUGUACCUAACCUGUGACCUGCCAGCUACUCCACUGUUUAUAGAUGAGUUCAGAGAGAAUAUUAUACCGCAGGUCAAUUUAUAUCAACUUCUGGCGAAAUUUAACGCAGUUUCCGAGAAAGAAUACAAAACCUAUAAGGAGAACUUUCUGAAGAGGUUUGAGAUUACCCGUCUACCGAAGUUUGUCAUUUUGUAUAUCAAACGGUUCACUAAAAAUACGUUCUUUUUGGAAAAAAAUCCAACCAUCGUCAAUUUUCCGGUUAAGAACAUUGAUUUUGGUGAUAUUCUCACAGACAAGAACAAAAAGCUUCACAAGAAUACCAAGUACAAUCUGGUGGCAAACAUCGUGCAUGAUGGUGAGCCAAAGUCUGGCACGUAUCGUUGUCACAUUUUACAGAAAAGUACAAAUCAGUGGUAUGAAAUGCAAGAUCUGCACGUGACCAACAUUCUACCGCAGAUGAUAACCCUGACCGAGGCGUACAUUCAAAUCUAUGAACAGCAGGAAGGGGACGAGAAGGAAGGAUGACCGUAGCACAUGGAAGAAGCGAUACCGGUCGUGUUAAAUAGGUAAUUAAUAAGUUAUCUAUCCAUAUUAGAGUUAGAUAUUGCAUUGUUUCAUUAAAGCGCAUUUGCUAGAGUUAAGUUUUGUACAAUAAACUUACUAUCGGUUGUUAUCGUACAAUUGAAA